AUGCGGUGUGUGUUGAGCGCUUUGCGCGUCCCUGCGCGGCGCCUCAUGCCGGUGAACGGCAUAGCGCGCGUUGUGCCCAUCUGUCGUGCAAUUCAUACCGAUGUGCCUAAAGUGGUGGCUCCGGCAGCCGAGCUUCCCCGCAAGCUCCGCCGCGCCCCUCGCAAGUUGUUUUCCGCGCUGAGCAUCUUUAUCGCCCUCACCGGUGGACUUUUCUUUGGUGUCUACUGCCUGGAUUCGCGUGCGGGCGUGUAUCGCUGGCUCUUUAUGCCGGUCAUCCACACCCUCAUGAGCCCAGAAACGGCGUCCAAGUUUGCGAUCACGAUGCUUCGUCUCGGGAUCGCGCCGCGCGACAAAUGCGUCGAUGACGAGGUGCUCCACACGGAGCUCUUUGGCAAGCCCUUGACGAACCCUCUUGGUCUUGCCGCUGGCUUUGACAAGCAGGCCGAGGCGAUUGACGGAUGCUUUGACCUGGGCUUUGCGUUGGUUGAAGUUGGGAGUGUCACGCCGCAGCCGCAGCCCGGCAAUCCCGCGCCGCGCAUGUUCCGCCUGCCGCUGGAUCAAGCCUUGAUCAACCGCAUGGGAUUCAACUCAGACGGCCAUGCCGCCGUGCAGGGCCGUUUGCACGACCGUGUGCGCGACUAUAUUGUGCGCGUCAUAGCGGCCGGCAAAGCGCUUGUGAGCGACGUCGGUGUAGAAUCGCUCGAGAAGGAUGCGACGCAGCUUCGCCGUGCGCAGUUUUUUGCGGCGUACGCAGACGCGGACGUGGCGCUGCUCGACCGCCUUGGCAUUCCCCGCAGCCUGAAGCAGGACCGUUUGUUGGGCAUCAAUUUGGGCAAGAACAAGACGAGCAGGGAAGACUCUUCGGCAGACUUUGUCCAGGGGGUAUGGAACCUUGGCCCGUAUGCCGAUAUGCUGAUUGUGAAUGUGAGCAGUCCAAACACACCCGGCCUUCGCCGCUUGCAGCGCCGCAGCGUGCUCAGAGGCCUGCUCGACGAUGUCGUUCGCGCCCGCGGCGAACUGCUCAAGCUUAGCGGCGAAGGCAGAUCUCUUCCGCUGCUAGUCAAAGUAUCCUCUGAUCUCAGCGACUCGGAAUUGGAGGACGUCUCGGACGCUGCAGAGAAUGCAAACAUCGACGGCAUCAUUGUGAGCAACACGACCGUGUCGCGCCCUCCGGGUCUUCUCUCCGAAGCAGACGUCCAGGAAACGGGCGGACUCUCUGGCCCCCCCUUGAAAUCGCUUGCACUGCACGCGCUCCAAGUAGUCUACGCGCGCAGCCACGGCAAGAUCCCGUUGAUUGGCUGCGGUGGUAUCUCCAGCGGCGAGGAUGCGCUCGACUUUGCACGUGCGGGGGCAAGUGCAGUACAGCUCUACACCUCGCUGGGGUACGAAGGCGCCGGCGUGCCGCGCCGCAUCAAGGACCAAGUCACCGACGCGCUCCACGCCGAGGGCACGACGUGGAAGCAGCUUGUCGGCACCGGCCUCAAGCAUGCGCCGCAGGAGUACGCGCCGGACCCACGCAAAGCCAUGCCGCUCUACCCCGGCUCGCAGGACGCGCUGCAGCGCAGCAUCGUCGGCGUGCGCAACGAACUGGACCAAUGGCGCGCUAGUUUCAGCGCGCACGACACCGAAAUGCGCCGCGCCUUGCCGUUCCACGUGCAUCCCAACGAUGCGCAGUACAUCGACUUGCUUGACCGUGCUCACCGCGCCAUCGAUGGCACACCGCACUUUGAGCACGGCGGCGGCGUACGCGCAGCCUCAAUUCCCGAGCAUUUGCUCGUCGCCGCAAGCAGCGAACACAAGACGCAGGGCCAAGUGCUCCACGAUGCGUUGCGCCAGGCCACACUGGAUCCGCAGCCGCGGGUAGAUGGACUCAGCACGCUCUCUGAGACGCCUGGCGGCGUGCGUGCACCCAAAGAGGCGCGCCCCGCUGCCACUUUCCGCGUCGCCGACCAGCAGCGCGUCGUAUAG
This is a messenger RNA of Malassezia vespertilionis, 1968 nucleotides long. RefSeq lists its product as uncharacterized. The record is from RefSeq and is a predicted model, not a curated record. Gene Ontology annotation, cellular component: mitochondrial inner membrane; cytoplasm. The transcript has a single exon. Gene Ontology annotation, molecular function: dihydroorotate dehydrogenase activity. The coding region runs from base 1 to 1968 and encodes 655 amino acids. Lineage: Eukaryota; Fungi; Basidiomycota; Malasseziomycetes; Malasseziales; Malasseziaceae. Gene Ontology annotation, biological process: 'de novo' pyrimidine nucleobase biosynthetic process; pyrimidine ribonucleotide biosynthetic process.